AUGGCCUGGGGACGAGCUGGUUUUGGUCUCUAUAGCCUCUCCUUGCUCCCCUUGACAUGGGCGAUUGCAUUCCCAGGCUCGCAGCCAACUGCGACGGCCCACGCCGUUUUGCAGCCGGAUUUCCCAGUCCCAACACCGGGGAUCAAUCUGAAGCGAAAAGGAUUUGAGCGUCGGGAUAGUGAUGAGGACGCUUUUGUGAGCUCGUUCCUGGCGGGCGAAGGGUCAUUACUUUCCUAUCCCUCGGCGAUCACGACGACGACAUCAUGGCAGCCGCAGAGUGUUUGUGGAUAUAUCAACGGCGCGUGGUCAGACUAUUCAUCAAUCAGAUGCCAAAACAACCGCCAAUGCGUCUUCCACACCCCCGACAGCAAAUACCCGGGAAUGGUAGGCUGCUGCGACGGAUCGAAGCCAGAAGACUGCGCCUGGGGAACCGUCUGCUACAAUAGCAGACAAGUCUCCGCAACGCCAUCCCUCCUCAACUACCCAACAAACAUUUUCGCUAUCUACUGCACAGAAUCAGACCAGCCAUCGUGUCGGACAUGGACAUACCCCCAACUUGACAUUACCGACUUCGGCUGCUGGUCGACGACCACCACGCAAACAUUGUGGUUGAUUGCGACGACAGCUGCAUCUGCGACGGGUGAUGCAUACGGUGGAUAUAGCACGACGACAUCAAGCUAUAAUUACUAUGCCUACUACCCCACCGUCGCGGCAAUUAGUCCGCAGGUGGUAGAUGACAGCUGGAUUGAGGUCUACAUAUCCGGCCCAGCAGCAACAUCGGACAAGGCAGACAAAAUCACCUCCGCCGUCGCAUCCGGCUCUUCGGCAGGCUCAGAUGGCGCCUCGUCAACCGACUCGUCCUCAAAUGACAAGUCCAACCCCAACACAGGACCCUCCAAAUCCACCAAUGUAGGCGCCAUCGCUGGCGGCGUGGUAGGAGGUGUGGUCGGCGCAGUAGGCAUCGGCGCCGCAAUCGUGAUGUUCUGCCUUCUAAAGAAGAAAAGAAAACAAGCCGAGCAAGGCGCGUAUCAAGCUGGAUCAGGGGACGGGGGUACCAUGCCGCAGCCGCCGCCGCCGGGCAACAUGGAUGUGGCGCCGCGGCCCAUGCUUGAGGUUGAGGGCGCUGUGCUGCGGAAGUAUGCCGAGGUGGACGGGUAUCCGUCUGCGUCGAAGUUUCCGCCUGAGGUUGUGGGCAGUGAGGUUACGGAUAAGCCGUUGGAGAUGGAUUCGAGGGGGUUGUUGCGGAGUUGCCUGGGCAUGGGCAUGGGGGGUAUCCGCGGAUGUAGUUGUGCACCAGUGUGGUUUGGCAUUUCUUGCUAUUGA
Penicillium argentinense is the source of this 1323-nucleotide messenger RNA. RefSeq lists its product as uncharacterized. The coding region runs from base 1 to 1323 and encodes 440 amino acids. NCBI's taxonomy places the organism in Eukaryota, Fungi, Ascomycota, Eurotiomycetes, Eurotiales, Aspergillaceae. The record is from RefSeq and is a predicted model, not a curated record. The transcript has 2 exons.